This is a messenger RNA of Caenorhabditis angaria, 1276 nucleotides long. NCBI's taxonomy places the organism in Eukaryota, Metazoa, Nematoda, Chromadorea, Rhabditida, Rhabditidae. The record is from the annotation of a GenBank genome assembly.
AUGAUUUCCCCGGAAAUUAGUCUCGGUGAAAUGCGAAAUGCCCAUCAGAAAACUUCAAAUAUUCUUCACAAAACUCCGAUUCUAACAUCAGAAAAUAUCGAUAAAAUUGUUGGAGCCCAUGUGUUUUUUAAAUGCGAACAUCUACAAAAAACUGGAAGUUUCAAAGCUCGCGGAGCACUGAAUUCUGCGAUUUUGGCGAAAGAGAAAUUUGCAGCGGAUGGUGUGAUUGCGCAUUCUUCCGGAAAUCAUGGACAAGCUUUGGCAUGGGCGGCACGAGAAAUUGGGCUGAAAUGCAGUCUAGUUGUGCCGAAAAAUGCGCCAGCUUCGAAGAGUGCAGCAAUGUUUGAAUAUGGUGCGGAUGUGGUUUAUUGUGAACCUACAGCUACUGCAAGGUUGGUUCAUUUUUAUUUCAAUCAAGCUGGAAAUAUUAAAUUAAAAGUUUUCCCGACAAGAAUAUUUUUGUAGUCUAAAAAUUCUGAAUUUUACCACAAACUUAACUAAAAAUUGUGAUUUCGUGACUUUGAUUUUUGUUUGGAAAUUUUAAAGGGAUACACAUUUUCCAGAAAUGUCAAUGCUAUCUUGAAAAUCCUUGAGAAUAAUUUUCCGGAAAUAUGAAAAUUUCCGGUACAAUUUUGUUCUAAAUUCUGUAAUUUUUGCAGAGAACAAACCUGCCAAAAACUUGCCAAAGAACUUGGAUUCUAUAAUGUAGAACCUUUCAAUUGUGCAUCAAUGAUCAAUGGACACGCUAGUUUAGGAUUCGAAAUUUUGGAUCAAAUCGGAGAUAAGAUUGAUAGCAUUUUCUUGUCGGUUGGUGGCGGUGGAAUGGCCUCUUCAAUUGCAUUUUGUAUCGGAAACUUGAGACCAGAUAUUAACAGUGAGUGUGAUUUUUUUUUAAUUUGAGACUCAAGCCUAGGAAAAAGUUAUGUUUUUAGUCUAUCUUGUUGAGCCGGAGCAGAAAAAACUAAACGAUCUUCUGUCGAAUGACGUAAUUUGUCCUGUUGAUACUUUAAAUACAAUUGCGGAUGGUGUACGAGUUGCACGAAUUGGCUCGCUUUGUCAACCGAUUUUGAAACAAUUCUGCAAUCAUAAAGUGAUUAGUGUUAGUGAAAAUGAGAUCAGAGAAGCUGUGAAGUUGAUUUGGACAAGAUUGAAGCAAAGAGUCGAACCAACUGCUGCCUUAGCUUUUGCUGGAAUUGCAUUUCAUCGACCGGCUCAUGUUAAAAAUGCGGCGGUUAUUUUAUGCGGUGGAAAUGUAGAUAUCGAUUUUAUACCAUGA